AUGGGCGACGGUGGUUUCUUUAAGGGUACAAGUCUAGAACAAGAUUGCAGAUUUUCAGAUAAGCAAAAAAAACUUUUAAAAAGUAUGAAUUUUCCUGUAGAAUUUAAUAAAAAGGUUGAUAUUUCAAAAGUCAACAUGUCAGUAAUUAGGCCAUGGAUAGCACAAAAGAUAGUUGAAAUAUUGGGUAGUGAAGAUGAAGUGGUUGUUAAUUAUGUAUUUGGUUUAUUGGAAGAACAGAAUCUAGAUCCAAGAAUGAUGCAAAUAAACCUUGCCGGUUUUUUAGAAAAAAAUUCACAAAGUUUUGUUACAGAGUUAUGGAAAUUACUUUUAUCAGCUCAAGAAGGUGUUAGUGGUAUCCCACCGAUAUUUCUUGAACAAAAAAUGGAAGAAUUACAAGACGAACGAAUUUUAUCUGAAAUACGGAAAAGAAGAGAAAAAGAUGAGGAGGAAAGAUUAAGAUUAAGAGAGUUAAGAGAUAGAGAACGUAGAGAUGAAAGAGAUCGCAGAGAUGAAAGAGAUCGUAGAGAUGAAAGGGAACGUCGAGAUGAAAGAGAUCGUAGAGAUGAAAGAGAUCAUCGCGUUAGUAGAGAGGAGAAAGAUCGUAGAGAAGACCGCGAAAGAAGAGACCGUGAACAUAAAAAUCGCCAUCACAGUAAAAGCAGAGGAGGUGGUGGUGAGGAAAGACAUCGUCGUAAUUCACAUAGAAGUGUUAGUCGUGGUAGAGAAGAUGAGGAUGAUAGUAGGCACCGUAGAAGAUCUUAUCAUCAUCGUAGGAGUAGUAAAAAUCGUGGUAGUAAAGAAGAAGGAAGAAAACAUAAAUCUAAUAGUAGUAGAAGACGUAGCAGUAGCAGAAGUCAUAGACAUAGACAUAAAAGUCGUAGUAAAAGUCAUGAUGAUUCAUAUGUUAGUAGUAGUAGUAGGAGGCAUAGGCGUUCAUCAAAGGAUGAUGAUGUUACUAUAAAAGAAGCAAUUAAAACAUCUAUAAGAAGUGACGGUGGCAACAAAAAGAACAGUUGA
Molecule: messenger RNA, 1017 nt
Organism: Entrophospora candida
Lineage: Eukaryota; Fungi; Glomeromycota; Glomeromycetes; Entrophosporales; Entrophosporaceae
Source: the annotation of a GenBank genome assembly